Diaporthe amygdali is the source of this 1506-nucleotide messenger RNA. RefSeq lists its product as uncharacterized. Bases 1 to 1506 code for a protein of 501 amino acids. The record is from RefSeq and is a predicted model, not a curated record. The transcript is spliced from 4 exons. Lineage: Eukaryota; Fungi; Ascomycota; Sordariomycetes; Diaporthales; Diaporthaceae. Gene Ontology annotation, molecular function: monooxygenase activity; heme binding; oxidoreductase activity, acting on paired donors, with incorporation or reduction of molecular oxygen.
AUGGCGGUCACAAAAGACGGCCUGCUAGGGAUCAGCACGACACUCGCGUUCUGGACCUCACUCGCGACGGUCGCAUAUAUCGGCCUAACAUUCAUCUACAAUGUCUUCUUCCACCCGCUGCGGUCUUACCCAGGACCGCUACUAUGGAAAGCCACGCGGAUUCCGUACCAUUCUGGGGUCCUGCGCGGCACUCUCGCAAUCGACAUGCUUGACUUGCACAAGAGGUACGGGCCCGUGGUGCGCGUCGCGCCAGACGAGCUGGCGUUCGCGGACGCCUCGGCGUGGAAGGAAAUCCUCGGCCACAACCCCAAGGGCGAGGAGUGCGGCAAGUGGGUGCCGUUCUAUCGGCCGGUACCUGAGGCGCCGGACAACCUCAUCUCGGCCGACAGGCAGAAGCACGGCAUCAUCCGGCGACAGCUGGCGCACGGUUUUAGUGAUAGAUCGAUGCGCGAGCAGGAACCUAUCAUCAAGUCGUACGUCGACCUGCUGAUGCAGCGGCUGCACGAGAACUGCGUUGGCGGCGCUAAGGCGCUCGAUAUGACAGCCUGGUUUAACUUCACCACCUUCGAUGUGAUUGGGGACCUGGCGCUGGGCGAGUCCUUCGGUUGUCUGCAGAACUCAACUUGGCACUCAUGGGUCACGACCAUCUUCUUCCUGACCAAGGCGGGUGCCUACAUGCAGACUGCCGCGCACUUCCCUAGCAUCAUGAGACUGCUCUUGAAGAUGGUGCCCAAGAGGCUGAUGGAGUCGCACGAACAGCACGAGGUUUUCACCCAUAACAGGGUGGCAAAGCGCGUGGAGCUGGGAAAGGUCCGCCAUGAUCUGAUCGAGGGUCUCUUGAUGAAGCAAGAAGACUGGCAAAUGCCCCAAAAAGACAUUGAGUCCCACGCCAGCCUGCUUAUCGUUGCAGGGUCCGAGACAACGGCGACUCUCCUAUCUGGCUGCACAUUCCUGCUCUUGAACAACCCCAAAGCCUUGGAAAAACUAACCAAGGAGGUCCGGUCAACCUUCACAGCGGAGUCGGAAAUCAACAUCAACUCUGCAGGGCAGCUGAACUACAUGCUUGCCUGCCUGGACGAGGCGCUGCGGUACUACCCUCCCGUGCCGAUUGGCAACCCGCGUGUUGUCCCGAAGGGGGGUAGGGUACUGUGCGGGAAAUAUGUUCCUGAGGAUACUCAUGUUGCAAUCUGGCAGUGGGCGACCUUCCACUACGAGGAAAACUUUGUUGAGCCCUCUGAGUACCACCCAGAAAGAUGGCUGAACGACGACAACCCCAAGUUCGCCAAGGAUAGGAAAGAGGCCUUGCAGCCGUUCUCCUUCGGUCCCAGGAAUUGCAUAGGUAGAAACCUGGCAUACGCCGAGAUGAGGACGAUCAUGGCCCGUCUGGUCUUCAACUUUGAUCUGAAGUUGGCGCCGGAGAGCAAAGGCUGGCUGGACCAGAAGAUCUACAACUUGUGGCAGAAGCCACCUUUGAUGGUCUAUCUGACCCCAAGAGCUCAGACGUAG